This is a messenger RNA of Exophiala oligosperma, 567 nucleotides long. RefSeq lists its product as uncharacterized. The transcript has a single exon. The record is from RefSeq and is a predicted model, not a curated record. Bases 1 to 567 code for a protein of 188 amino acids. Lineage: Eukaryota; Fungi; Ascomycota; Eurotiomycetes; Chaetothyriales; Herpotrichiellaceae.
AUGACUUCUCCUGCUCCUGCUUCGUCGCCGUCUGCGAAGAUUCUGGGCGACAUUAACGAAAUAUGCAUCGUGACGCCCGACAUUUACAAGACCAUCGACGGGCUGACAAAGCUCGGUGUUGGCCCUUUUCAGAUUUACGAAUUCAACUCCACGACCGUACCCAGGCAGGAACUGUACGGAAAACGAGGCACGGACCUGUUCCGAAUCAAAGUCGCGUUUGCGAAACAGAACUCCCUGGUGGUCGAGCUCAUGCAGCCUUUGCCCGGCGGCGGGAGUGAGCGGUCUCUGAUGCAACGAUACCUGGACGAGAACGGGGGCAGGGAGGGCGUCCAGCACAUUGCCUGGGACAUGGGUGGGAUACCCAUGGCACAGAGACUCAAUGAAAUGAAGGAAAGAGGUUUCGAGCCGGCGAUGCAAGGGUGGUGGAUGGGGAAAAAGGGACAGUGCCACUUUUGUUUUCUUGAUACGCUCGAAAAGGCUGUGGGAACGGUCUUUGAAACGAUCGAGUUCAGUCAAGACUGGGAGGACCCAGACUGCGAGUGGUACCCCCGGCAGCCUCUUCAGUGA